Molecule: messenger RNA, 1872 nt
Organism: Portunus trituberculatus (swimming crab)
Lineage: Eukaryota; Metazoa; Arthropoda; Malacostraca; Decapoda; Portunidae
Exons: 6
Coding region: 32-1447 (471 amino acids)
Cellular component (GO): extracellular region
Molecular function (GO): chitin binding
Source: RefSeq, a predicted model, not a curated record
UAAAGAAGCACGGCCCUAGUGCAGCCUUCAUAUGCUCCUCCGUACCCCGUACCAGCAGAGGAAGACUCGUGCCCCGCCGUGCUCCACCAGACGUAGUGCAGACAUGCAGCGAAACUUGCACCUCCUGCCCGUGUUGGUGGGCGUUGUGGCGACAGUGAGCCUGACGCAGGCGGCCGUUGACUGUUCGGGCGGCGAUGGUUUCAAGUGUGAGAGUUGCUCCACCCUCGCCCUGUGUUCGGGAGGCAGCGUGGCCACCACCUUCCCAUGCCAGAGUGGCCAGAUGUGUGAGGAAGGCUCUUCCGGCCCGGGAGCCUGUCUUAGUAUCAGCGACUCGAGAACUCAGUGCCAGUGCAGCUCCUACCCCUCCUACGUGGUGGACUCUUAUGACCCACAGAGUUACCUGCUUUGCAUCUCCUCUACAAUGCAAAUCCCUCUCAGUUGCCCUGCAGGCGAAGAGUUUGACUCGGACACUAGCCAGUGUGCAGCUCUUCCCACAACUAUCGCUGUUCCCACCACCGCCGAGCCCACCGCCACGUGUACAGAGGACGGCAUCUUUCCUCUGCUGCCCAGCUGCUCCGGCUACUACGGCUGCUACACUGUCGGGGGCUCGGUGAUGUCUACUGGUAUCGUGUCCUGCAAUGAACCUACACCAGUCUUCAAUCCCGACACCUUGGCCUGCGAGGCGAGCAUCUCCGGGCCUGCAACACCAACCUGCGCCUCCGAUGACAUUAUUACGGCGGACACCGUGGAGUGCAACGCGUUUUAUAUAUGCAACAGCGGCGCCAUUGUAGGGGAGAAGAUCUGCUGCGGCGAAGGCCAGGUGUUCAAUCCCGCUACUAUAAGGUGCGAGGCGGACACCGGCAGCGUCACCUGUCCCACCGCCAACCCCUGUUACACUGGUGAGGUGGUGAAAGUUUGUGAGACAUCCACCAGUACUUCUGCAUCGUCUACUUCCUCCUCCUCCAUCUCUUCCAGUUUAUCAACCUCAUCUUCUGUUAGUAGUACUUCCUUAUCCACCACUUAUAAAACAGACACCAGUACCAGCACCAGCACUGAAAUUACUGAGAGCAGCACUAGUACUGAUAGUACCACUGAAACAGACAGCACGAGCACUACCACUGUCAGUACUUCUGAAACCAGCAGCAUCAGCACCAGCACAGCCAGUACUUCUGAAACCAGCAGCAUCAGCACCAGCACCGCCAGUACUUCUGAACCAGACGACAUCUCCAGUAGCACCACCAGCACCACUAGCACCACCUCGGCCACCACAACAGCUGGGGUUCCUGACUGCACAGAGAACAUAGGAUCCUUCCCAUAUCCCGGAGACUGUACGAAGUACUACUUCUGCUACGAGGGCGAGCUGGCUGAACAAACCUGCUCCGGAAGCCUCAUCUUCAGUCCAGGUGUCGGCUGUACCACCGCCUCUAACUACGACUGUCCUUACUAAACCGCCUGACCUCGCCCUCCCUCCCCGUCACCGUGACCUUCUUGACUGUGUGUCGGUGUUAACUUAUCGCCUCUACCUCAUGAUGUUCGGACUUCUAGUACGGAGAACGGACAUGUAUGGGUAUAUGCAGACAGACACACAGACGUAUACUUACACGCACAUACUUACACGCACGUGAUUCCAAAGACAGUGUAUGAAUUACGAGCGACAAGAUUGGAGUAGUUGGUAAUGACGAAUCAACCACGUAAUCCCUCAAGACAAUGGGUACACACACACACACACACACACACACACACACACACACACACACACACACACACGGCGAGAAACCAUACAGCAGUUUUUGUUAAAGGUGUUUUUUUAUUACGGUUUAUACUUUGGAAUAGAAUCAUUACUUGUGUUGGAAUAAAAUGUGUUGCACUUAU